AUGGGCAGAACACGAGGCAAAGAGAGAAAGAGGGAGCCGGAGAACGGACAGAAUCAGAGUGCUGAAGGAAUUUGCGUGAAUUUCAAGGUUCGACAGUCUCCCUUCACAGGCAGUGUAACCGGUUUCAAUAUGAAUAAGAAUCCGGUAAAUGAUCCCACCUAUGACAACAUGGGGUUUCAGCAUGAGGAAGGGAGACCACAUUCAAAUGCCCCACAACAGGGUAUAUACCCUUUCCUCCCACAGGAGACCCGCAGCUAUGUUGCUGUCAGUCCCGAAACCAUCAAUACCCACCACACUACGACACCUGGAACACCACAUAACAUAGGACAAAGGAAAGGAAUAAAGAAAUGUCAGUGGAAAUAUAUACUGUGUGCAUCUCUGUGUGUGCUUCUCAUCCUGGCGAUGGCCAGCCUCUUGCUCUGGUACUUCUUAUACUACCAGUGUUUACUGGGGAAGUCGUGUAGAAGUGGUGGGAAGUGUUUAAGCUCGUCCCAGUGGUGCGAUGGUGUACAGGACUGUUCUCACGGAGAGGAUGAAUCUCAGUGCUUUCGCCUCCACGGGAGCAACUUCCUGCUGGAAACCUACUCAUCUGAUAGCCAGACGUGGAUGCCGGUGUGUGCUGAAAACUGGGACAACAACUAUGGGAGAGCUGUGUGUGAGCACAUAGGGUACAAGAGACAGGAUUAUGUGUCCUACACCCAAACCAGUGCAGGUUCUUUGGCCUCCAGGGGAUACAUGAAGCUGAAGGCUGAAAGUAGCCAUGGAUCACGUAUACAGUCACAGCUCACUUACAGCCAAAGUUGCUCAGCCAGAGCAGUCAAACUUCAUUGUAUUGAAUGUGGAGUGAGUUCAGCAGCCCCCAGUGCUCGUAUUGUGGGUGGUACGGCGGCAGUAAAAGGGGCCUGGCCGUGGCAGGUCAGUCUCCAGAUUCAGUAUCAACACACAUGUGGAGGCUCCAUUAUCAGCCCUUACUGGAUCCUAUCUGCUGCACACUGCUUUGAAACGCACUCACAUCCUGGACUCUGGAGGGUGUACUAUGGUGAUGUGAGCUUGUUUCAGAUGAGCUUGGGCUCCGGCAAAACAGUUAGCAAAAUUAUCAGUCAUGACAAAUUCGACAAACGCACUAAUGACCAUGACAUUGCUCUCCUAAAGCUCGAUACACCUCUGACAUUUACAAGAACAGUGAAGCCUGUGUGCCUCCCCAACAUUGGCUUGGGCCUCUCUGCUGGACAUCAAGCAUGGAUCACAGGAUGGGGAGCCUUGCGCUCAUCUGGACCAUCCCCUGACAUACUAAAUCAGGCCCAGGUGACCGUUUACAGCAGAGAGAUCUGUAACAGACCUGAGGUGUUAAAUGGAGAAAUCAGUGAGACCAUGAUCUGUGCCGGAAAACUGCAGGGAGGAGUCGACGCAUGUCAAGGCGACAGUGGAGGGCCCCUGGUGGUCAAGGAGGGAGAUGUAUGGUGGCUGGCAGGGGACACUAGCUGGGGAAUUGGAUGUGCUUUGAGGAACAAGCCAGGAGUCUACGGCAAUGUUACCUACUUUAUCCACUGGGUAUAUGAACAAAUGCAGAACGAGUGACAGAGUUCUCCGUAAACCUUAACUCAAAACUCCGUCACUAAUCAGCAGUACUUACUUUAUCACACACUUUGCACUUUGAAUCUGAAGCUCUGAGGAAACGUAAU
Perca flavescens (yellow perch) is the source of this 1682-nucleotide messenger RNA. RefSeq names its product transmembrane serine protease 2 (gene tmprss2). The transcript has 14 exons. The record is from RefSeq and is a predicted model, not a curated record. Gene Ontology annotation, cellular component: membrane. Gene Ontology annotation, biological process: proteolysis. Bases 1 to 1578 code for a protein of 525 amino acids. Gene Ontology annotation, molecular function: serine-type endopeptidase activity; protein binding. Lineage: Eukaryota; Metazoa; Chordata; Actinopteri; Perciformes; Percidae.